AUGGACAAGUCUCAAGAGACGCAAAAGACGGAGCAGGAAGUUGCGUCCGAGUUCAAGUCGUACUAUCUGCAGCGGGCCACCAAGGAGUUUGCCGAAGACCUGGACAAGGUGCGCGGGGCCGACGACUUCAGGAACGAUGCCCUCCAGAUCCUGGUGAGCGCGCUACAGCAAGGCACCGAGCUAUUCUCUCCCGAGGACCAGCGGAGGAUCGUCAUGGCGGAAUCGUCUUCGUCUUCGUCUUCGUCUUCGGCAGCGCGUGCCUAA
Lasiosphaeria miniovina is the source of this 264-nucleotide messenger RNA. RefSeq names its product ribosome-assembly protein 3-domain-containing protein. The transcript has a single exon. The record is from RefSeq and is a predicted model, not a curated record. Gene Ontology annotation, biological process: ribosomal large subunit assembly. NCBI's taxonomy places the organism in Eukaryota, Fungi, Ascomycota, Sordariomycetes, Sordariales, Lasiosphaeriaceae. The coding region runs from base 1 to 264 and encodes 87 amino acids. Gene Ontology annotation, cellular component: preribosome, large subunit precursor.